AUGCCUUCCUUCAAAGCUGCUGUUAUUUCCUUCCUGGCUGCUACUGCUGCCGCACUCCCCUCAAUGCCCAAGUUGACUGAGCGGCAACUGGAGUAUCACACUGUCGCCAAGAGGCAGAAUGCUGCUGCUCAAGCUCUGGGUCUCAAUGACUUUGACAUUCUUCAAUUUGCUCUGACCCUUGAGAACCUCGAGGAGUCCUUCUAUCGUGAAGGCUUCGCCAAGUUCCCCGCGUCCGACUUCAAAGCCCUCGGCCUCAGCGAUGAGCAGAUCAAGGACCUCCAGGGCAUUGGCUUCACCGAGUCCGAGCACGUCAUCAUCCUUCAGUCUUCGCUCGCACAGAACGGUAUCCAGCCCGUCCAGCGUUGCACUUACAACUUUGGCUUCACCAGUGCCGCGGCCAUGGUCCAGACUGCAGCCAUUCUCGAGAACGUCGGCAUCUCAGCCUACCUCGGUGCCGCUCCCCUGCUGGCAUCUCCCGCCAUCCUCGGUGUUGCCGGCUCCAUCCUCACCAUCGAGGCCCGCCACCAGAGCUCCAUCCGUGUCUUUGGCGGCCAGACGGCUGUUCCCCAGGCCUUUGAUGCGCCUCUCGGCCCCAAGGCUGUCUUCUCUCUCGCCGCUCCCUUCAUCCAGUCUUGCCCCGAGGGCUCCAACCUCAAGCUUACCGCCUUCCCUACUCUCAAGCUGGCCAACCCCAGCGACCCUACCACCACCAACUCUGUCCUGAAGCUUCAGUCUGACGCUGCUAGCGGCGCCAAGUUCUGUGCCUUCACGUCUGGUGGUGUCACUCCCGGCGGCACCAUGUUUACUCCCUUUUCUCAGACCGAUGGCUGCAAGAUCCCCGAGGGAGUUGCCGGCAUCACCUACCUGUCGCUCUCCAGCGCCGGCCCUCUGACUGGUGCUCUCACCGACGACAUUACUGUUGCCGGCCCCAUUGCCAUUACGGUGUCAUAA
Messenger RNA from Trichoderma aggressivum f. europaeum, 951 nucleotides. RefSeq lists its product as uncharacterized. The record is from RefSeq and is a predicted model, not a curated record. Lineage: Eukaryota; Fungi; Ascomycota; Sordariomycetes; Hypocreales; Hypocreaceae. Bases 1 to 951 code for a protein of 316 amino acids. The transcript has 2 exons.